UUUGGUGUCUGCCUCCGAGCGUGUGUGUGUCAGAGUGAGUGUGUGUGCAUCUCAGAGGAAGAAAAAAGCUAAAGAGAGAGAGAGAAAGAGAGAGAGAAAGGGAGGGAGAGGCAAGCAGCGUUUAUUCUCCCCCCUUUAGCCUCCCCGUCUCCCUGUCACUCCAUCCUUCCUCCCUUCUCCUGGACCACCCUUCAGCCCUGUUCGAGCCGAACCGAGACCCCCCCUUACCACCCAGACCACCCCGGGACCCUUUGACUCUCCUCACUUCUCCAUCCCACCAACCACAACCUCUGAGCAGGGUUUCCUGUCCUGUCCUCCUGGAGUGCUGUCUGUGAACAUCUCAGCUACAUCACAUCCACCAAGCCCAGUUGCCGAAAUUAAUUUGAUCAAAAUACACCUCUGCUGAACGUGUGUAGCAAAAUCCACGUCCAGUCACUCCAUUCUGCUGCAGGGCUGAAAGCCACAGGUCACAUGACCUGGAAGAAAAAACCCAGAAGACCCUUGAAAUCCCUCUUUGCAUGGGCUGGAUAUCAACCGGAGGGGAAGUCAAAAGGCUGAUGAACUGAACUGUGAGACCACGUCGCUCUGGUGUCCUGUAUGCCCUGGGAACACAACACCCAGUGGAAAUCUGGUGAUUGGCUGGCUGGAAUUCCACCAUACUCCGUUUCCUUCUGAGGACAUCCUGUUGUAGGACCACACUUACUUCACUUUGAAUGGAGACCACCAAAGUCCAGUCAGAGGGUGGCCUUAAUGUCACCCUCACCAUACGACUCCUAAUGCAUGGAAAGGAGGUUGGAAGUAUAAUUGGUAAGAAAGGAGAAACAGUAAAAAAGAUGCGAGAAGAGAGUGGAGCACGAAUCAAUAUUUCAGAGGGCAACUGUCCGGAAAGGAUUGUCACCAUCACUGGACCUACAGAUACCAUCUUCAAGGCUUUUGCUAUGAUUGCCUACAAAUUUGAAGAGGACAUAAUCAAUUCCAUGAGUAACAGCCCAGCAACCAGCAAGCCCCCUGUCACCUUAAGGCUUGUCGUGCCAGCCAGCCAGUGUGGCUCCCUUAUAGGGAAGGGGGGCUCCAAAAUCAAAGAAAUGAGAGAGUCAACAGGGGCGCAGGUUCAGGUGGCGGGGGACAUGCUUCCCAAUUCUACAGAGCGUGCAGUGACAAUCUCUGGGACCCCAGAAGCCAUCAUCCAGUGUGUCAAACAAAUUUGUGUGGUCAUGCUGGAGUCCCCACCAAAAGGUGCCACUAUUCCUUAUCGCCCAAAGCCUGCCUCCACCCCAGUCAUUUUUUCUGGUGGCCAGGCCUACACAAUUCAGGGACAGUAUGCCAUACCACACCCAGACCAGUUGACCAAGCUCCACCAGUUGGCUAUGCAGCAAACCCCCUUUACCCCUCUCGGACAGACCACCCCUGCUUUCCCUGCUUUGGAUGCCAGUCCUCCAGCCAGCACCCAUGAACUCACCAUUCCUAAUGAUCUAAUAGGCUGCAUUAUUGGACGCCAGGGAACCAAAAUAAAUGAGAUUCGACAGAUGUCUGGGGCGCAGAUCAAAAUUGCGAAUGCAAUGGAGGGUUCAUCAGAGCGCCAGAUCACUAUCACAGGGACCCCUGCUAACAUCAGCCUGGCCCAGUAUCUCAUCAAUGCCAGGCUGACGUCUGAAGUCACUGGAAUGGGCACACUCUAAUUUCUACCCAGUGCAUCACAUGACCCUUGAGCAAAUGGCAUUGCACCUAGUUUAUUGAUUUCUCUGUUUGACCGUCCUGAUAAUGAAGUGGCUUUAACUUUAUUAGUAGUUACUGUAAACUUGUGUACAGAUUCUGCCUACUGUUACCUUGAUUCCUCACUUUUCUCUGAAACUUUGUUUUCUCCGGAGGCUUUACUUUUUUGACACUCUAGUACUUGUCAUGGCAUCUCACACACUGCACCGCUUUUUUUUUACGUCGUGUUUUAACACAUUGCUUUGAUUCUCCUUUGAUUUCUAGGGCUAAAUACCCUAAUGUGAAUGCUAAGAAAACCAAAACUCAACCACCCACUUCUUGGCUAAUUGUGACAAAAGCAUUGCUUAACAGAAAUGUUAAACAUACAGCUGCACAGAUAUUUUAUUCUAAUUUAUUUCACUCUUAUGAUUGAUGAGUCCACAGUGUGCCUGUAGACAUUUGCCUGUUUGUCUCAGUGUCGUACACUUCGGAUCAAUCUGCAUGAAACUCCCACAUUUCAAAUUUAUUUGAAAAUCAGACAGGUGGAAAUGGAUUGAGUGGUGAAUGGAGGAUGAAUAUAUUUGUCACUCUACCUCCAGUUUGAGAGUGGAGGCCAAUAAACAUUCAGGCUGAUGUGGAAAUAUCAGUCUCUCCGAGUUCCAUGUGACACCCGACAAAAAGCUGGGAUGGAAAAAUGAAGCUGUGUUUCAGUAAAUGACCCCAGAACAGAGUAAAAUUCAAAUGCAUGCGAUCUGUAAACCCCAUUUUAUUCACCUGUACUCCACAGACAUGUAAUCAUGUUAUUCAUGCUGCAGUCUCAUAGUAGCUCUGUAUAAUAGGCAUGAGCCUCCUGGAAAAGUCUGGAAAUUGUCUUCAGUACAUUUGCAUUCUCAUGUAGCUCAUUUUACGAUGUUGGGGGUUGCCAGGGGGGAUGAAAAAUUCUCAUGAUUAUCACAUCUGUUUCUUUAGCUUCGACCUCACAGCACACUGGAUAUUUUACAGAAUAAGUGGUGUGUUUUUUGGUUUGCAUAUGUCAAUCAUCAGCAUUAAUAAAACACUGGAAACCU
Molecule: messenger RNA, 2759 nt
Organism: Melanotaenia boesemani (Boeseman's rainbowfish)
Lineage: Eukaryota; Metazoa; Chordata; Actinopteri; Atheriniformes; Melanotaeniidae
Gene: pcbp3
Product: poly(rC) binding protein 3
Exons: 17
Coding region: 714-1679 (321 amino acids)
Biological process (GO): regulation of RNA metabolic process; regulation of gene expression
Cellular component (GO): cytoplasm; nucleus
Molecular function (GO): mRNA binding
Source: RefSeq, a predicted model, not a curated record